GCAGUCACUCGUUGCUCGUCUGCUGCAAGGACAGAUCUAUAUAACAUAUGCCCUGGAUUCUUGUACAUUGCAUAUAUAGCGGCUCCAUCUUCCUCCCCGGACGACAGGAAGGAAAUAGUGUGGUAAUGGCGCUGCCAGUAGUUCGUCCAUGCCAGGAAGAGCCCACCCUACCGCCGCCGACGGGGACGCAAUUCAGCAACCAGCUAGCUGCCGCUGUGAGGAGCAUCAACUGGAGCUACGCCAUAUUCUGGUCCAUUUCAACCAGCCGUCCAGGGGUUCUGACGUGGAAGGACGGGUUCUACAACGGCGAGAUAAAGACGAGGAAGGUCACCAGCUCGGCGGACAUCACCGCCGACCAGCUCGUCCUGCAGAGGAGCGAGCAGCUGCGGGAGCUCUACGAGUCUCUCCUGUCCGGCCAGUGCGACCACCGGGCGAGGCGUCCCGCUGCCGCGCUGUCGCCUGAGGACCUCGGGGACGCCGAAUGGUACUACACCGUCUGCAUGGGCUACGCCUUCCGCCCUGGUCAAGGGUUGCCAGGCAGAAGCUUUGCGAGCAACGAGCAUGUUUGGUUGUGCAAUGCUCAGUGCGCAGACACCAAAACCUUCCAACGCGCGCUCUUAGCAAAGGUACAUACGUUUAUUUGAGCAGUUUAGCUAAAUGACAGUCGACUCAUUUUCGAAUUAGCGUCAGUCGAUUUUUGAGAAUUCAUCGGAGUGAGCCCGGAGGAAAGAAAGGAGAAGGAAGGGGCUCGCCGGAGGGCUACCCCAUUAUUUAUCUUAGUGUUUAGGGUGGGGACGGUGGUGGACAGCGGUGGUGUGGCGAUGGUGCACUUCGCCGGAGAAAAAGCCCAGACGCGGGCGGGCCUAAAGGGAUGGCGGGGGCGGCGGCUAGACAGGCGGUGGGAGGCGGUUCCGGGGAAGGUGGGGCGGCGAGGCAGUCGCGGGA
Triticum urartu is the source of this 945-nucleotide messenger RNA. The record is from RefSeq and is a predicted model, not a curated record. NCBI's taxonomy places the organism in Eukaryota, Viridiplantae, Streptophyta, Magnoliopsida, Poales, Poaceae.